AUGCCGGCAGCUGUCGUCAAAGGCAUCAUCCUCUCCAUUUCCCUCAUCGCCGCCCUCGGCAUCGCUGUACUCGAGAAUCCGCAGGUGCAAGAAUGGCUUGAAGAGCAGCGACGUAAAGUUGCCGAGUUGUUGCGACAGAUUGGUCAAGAGCUUGAUCCCGAAAGCAGGAGAGCUGCCGAGGCUUUCGCCUUCGAAGGUCGGACAAUCAUCAACGAUGAGGGUCUUCAGCGUGAGGCUUCAGGCAGCCAGGAAGCAGCAGCCUUAGCCACGGGCAGGAGUCUGUCCAACCCUAGCACAAUACGCCGCAUUCCAAUAUCAGGACGGGUGGAUUCAACUGAGGCAGAAGAGCGACGACGAAAGGGCAGGGAGUAUCUUGCUAGGCGCAACCAGCAGAUGUAUGAGCUCCAGCAACGACGGAAUGCUGCCAAGGCUGCCGGGACAGAGACUCCACCAUCGCCGACGUUCGACACCCUCGUGGACGAUGAAGGCAAGUUGAAGACUGCUACAGGAGAGGAGGAGAGAGAACUAUUCUCGCCACCUAUGACCCAACUGCAACCACAUCCGAUCAGGGAGGAGAUGCGUGAGACCGAUCGUAGCCUUACUGAACCACUUCUCGCUGGCGAGUCCAGCUCGACUGGUGCUAGUGGAUGGAAUGCGGGAUCAUGCUUUGCGAAUCCUUUUGGUGACGAGUACGCCCUUGAGGGGAGUAUCACGCCGAAGCCACCAGUCCCUCCGAAGAUCGAGCUUGAUCGAGUAUCAAGUCCUCCCAUCUCUGUCCCCGAGCAUGCAGCUACGCCUCCGAUUUCUGUACCUGGGGCAUACGAAGCACUGCCAACAGAGGACUCUCAGCAGAUCGAUCAUUCGAGAUUGAGCUACGAAGAGCAGCUCGCCAUCGCACUUUCACUCUCCGAGCAGGAAAGCACCACAAACUCUGCUACCGUCGGGCAGAGUGAGCCGGACAACGAUGAUGAUGCACUACUCGCGGCGAUAGCAGCCAGCUUGAAAGAUAUGGACGACCAGCAAGCCGCACACGCCAUUGCUCACGCGGAGCCCUCGACACCACAGGACAUCCCCGUGACUGCUGAACCACUGGUAGAUCUAACACCCUCGACACCACCGACUCGCCCACGGAAUAGUAUGUGGGAAGGGAUGUUCGAUCCACAACUGUCGCCUUCUCGUGAACCACUGACCCUCCCACCCUCUUCCGUGGCUAGAUCGGAGGCUUCGGACGAUCUCUACAGCGCUACUCCAGAACUUACUCGCGCAAGGCUAGCACACUUCGACGCACAGCAAAUGCCGGCAGCGCUAUCGACAACUUCGAGCUUACCUUUUGACCCUGUCCGCGACGCCGCAACAUCUUCUUCGCAGCCAGUCCGAGACCUCAUGGACGCCAGUUUCUACUCCGCGGCCGAUGUCGUGUCACGACCUGAGAGUGCGCGAAGCCAAACUCUCGAUCGUGAGACACCGCACCUCAUUGACGUGGAUGAAGAGGUGCCACGCGAAGGGGCACGAACUCCCACAUCGCGGGCUCACUCAUCUUGGGGCUUCCAGACUGAUUCUGACACUGACACUUUCGCAUCGAUAUCUGGACCAGCUUCUCGAGCACAAUCGCUGCCCAGGAGUGAGACAUCCACGAUUGAGGUCAUUGAUGUCGCAGAGGACAGUGAUGUCGAUAUGUUGUCGGAGGAGGGUGAUGGCGUUGCCACACCCGACAGCUGGUCAGAAGUUGGAUCGAGGGAUGCAGAGAGUGAUACUGAGGAGGACACGAGGCAACAUCCCAGCGUGAGCAUCUAA
This is a messenger RNA of Fulvia fulva, 1794 nucleotides long. RefSeq lists its product as uncharacterized. The transcript has 2 exons. The coding region runs from base 1 to 1794 and encodes 597 amino acids. NCBI's taxonomy places the organism in Eukaryota, Fungi, Ascomycota, Dothideomycetes, Mycosphaerellales, Mycosphaerellaceae. The record is from RefSeq and is a predicted model, not a curated record.